GUGGACUCUGUCGGACCCGGUUUGACGAGACUGUGAUCCGGAUCACGGGACCAUGAGUCAGAGCUUCAGCAGUUUCAGUUCAGCCUGGGACCCCUACAGUCUGACGUAGAAAAUGCAGAGUCAGCGCGUCAAAAAGACAGGAAAUGACAUCACCGAGACCAAGGCGCCCAUCAUCCCUCAGGUCAGGUACCACCCGUCCAUAAAGACGUCUGGAGCCGGAGGACAGGCUCAGACCAGGACCGGUAAAAACCAGAAGACCCGGUCUGCAGGUGCACGGUACCCUCAAAGGGGCGAGGUGGUCCAGAAGAACCAGGACAAGCAGAACCAGGGGAACUGUGGAGCCGGUGACAGCAGGUCGUCUCAGGUUCGUCAGGUUCUCCUCAAACCGUCUGCCGACACCGCAGCUAGACCCAAAUGCACUGAUCCAGAUCCUCAGGUGGUCUCCAGAUCCCCUCCCACUCCAGACCAGGUGCCCCUGGGUCUGGGAGUCCAUGUGGACAGGUCCGUGGUGGACCAGGUGGAGGUCCUGACCCGUGGACAGAGGACCAACCAGGACUGGUUUGAAUGGAGGAAGAACCGGAUCACGGCCUCCGUCGCCCAUCGCAUCGCUCACUGCCACUUUGUUCACGGAAAGACCAAGACCCCGCCCACCUCCUACCUGGCUGACAUCACAGGUGAGGGGCGGAGAGUCCAGACCAGGGCCAUGAGCUGGGGGGUGGAGCAGGAGGCAGAGGCGGUCCGCAGGUACCAGGGUCUGAAGAGCGCGGCGUUGCGUCGUCCGGUCUCCGUCCAGGACUGCGGUCUGUUCAUCGACGCUCACAGACCGUGGUUGGCUGCCAGUCCGGACGGCAUCGUGACGGACAGUCGAACCGGCCAAUGGCUGCUCUGUCUGGAGGUGAAGUGUCCCUACAAACACAGACACCGCCGGGUGGAGGACGCCUGCAGGGACAACCCCGACUUCUGUCUGCAGAUCGUGGACGAGGAUGGACAGAACGCCGCGAGGUGUCCUGGUCCACGCUACCGGCUGAAGUCGUCCCACAGUUACUUCACGCAGAUCCAGUGUCAGUUGGCCGUCACCGGUCUGAAGAAUGCUGACCUUGUGGUCUUCACCCUUAAGGAGACCGCUGUGGUCCCGGUGACCUUUGACCCUGAGCUGUGGGCAGAGACAGUGUCCAGGCUGGAGGUGUUCUACAGAGACGCUCUCCUGCCUCACCUUCAGCAGAAGACGGCAGCGUGGACACCAGAGCUGUAGAGCUGACCUCUGGGUCUACCUGGAAUGAUCUGUGUCAUAUUUUGACUGUAUUGAGUUCGUUGUUGGAUUCAGAUCAUUGAUCUUCAAAAACCUUCUGCUGUGAUGAAAUAGAACAUGUUUGACUCU
Molecule: messenger RNA, 1378 nt
Organism: Sphaeramia orbicularis (orbiculate cardinalfish)
Lineage: Eukaryota; Metazoa; Chordata; Actinopteri; Kurtiformes; Apogonidae
Exons: 6
Coding region: 113-1252 (379 amino acids)
Source: RefSeq, a predicted model, not a curated record